Molecule: messenger RNA, 2576 nt
Organism: Spirodela intermedia
Lineage: Eukaryota; Viridiplantae; Streptophyta; Magnoliopsida; Alismatales; Araceae
Source: the annotation of a GenBank genome assembly
AUGGACAAAGUUUCUUCUGAUUGUCCAUACCCUGGAUGCUUCUUCUGUGUCAUGAAGGAGGGAAAUCCAAAUAAACGCAGAUCAAGUAUAAUAAAGUUUUUCAGAGAACUUCCUUCUCAGGAUGAUGACGGGCAGGUUCUUCCCAUCAGUGGGCUUUGGAACACCGCUAUGUCUCAUCCUAAUGAUCCUGAGUUCAUUGACCUCGGAAUAUUUGAAUGCAUGUCUUCAUUGAUAUGGAAGGGUCUAAAAAAUCGGCGUUGGCUUUCUCAUGAUCAGAACAUUUAUAUUCCAUAUUAUGCCGCUCAUAUAAUUGGAUCUUACACCAUGAAUAUGGAGGAAUUCGCUGAAAGUGCAGUUCAUGCUGGGAUCAUACCCCCUUUGGUUGAACUAUUGAGAGGAAGGUUAACGUGGGUUGAGCAAAGGGUUGCGGUCAGAGCCCUAGGACACUUGGCUACAUAUGCCAGCACAUUUCCUGCGGUGGCAAGUCAUGGGGAAGUUCUGGAGCUUUCCAUUCAGCUCGCAAUGAGUUCCUUGGAGAUUGUUUACUCGCAUUUCUAUCAAUAUCCCGACAGAAGACUUAGCUACCACUGUGAUCUUUUGACACGUGGCAUGGGUGGAGUGGAGAUGGAAUCCAGGAAGGCUGAAGAAUGGGCGAGUCAGUUGCAGUGCUGGUCUCUUCAGUUGAUUAAUUGCUUUGCUUUCAAGCAAGAGUUUCUUUCUGUUAUAUGCAAGCCGGAGUUUUUGAUUAAGUUACCUAGUAUGUGGGGAGGACUUGUUAAUGAGAAUUCACCCGCUGGUAUUGGUUUACUCCGAACAAUUUGCCAUCAUAAGCUGGGCAGGGGUCCUGUUUCUGGUUUACCAUCUGUUAUUGAAGCACUAUGCAGCAUUGCCCGUUCCUCAGAUGACUGGCAAUACAUGGCUGUCGAUUGUCUUCUCUGGCUGCUCAAGGAUCCGAGUACCUGCCACAAGGUGAUAAAUUUAAUUAUCUCUUUCUCACCAUUUUCUGAUUUCAUCUGUCGCCAUUUUUUCUAUUUUUCUUCAUAAGAUUGGUUGUUUCUCUGCAUUACAACUGAUUGGGUUAUUAUAUAAGAUGUGAUUUAUCUCACUUUGUGAAAGAUUUGCCACAGCUCGAGAUGUGAAACUCAUUUCAGUCCUAUGCGUUACCGACCGUCUAGAAAGAAAAAGUUUACUUUCCAGAAAUAUGUGAAUAUUUCCAGAUCAGGAAUUUUUACAAGUCUUCAUGUAAAUGGGCUUUUUUCUUGUAGUAGUUGCUUGCCAGGAUCAGGAAUGAUGCUUCCAUGUUCUUUUUCCCUUUUCUCUGUAUGGAAAAUGAUUCCGGGAUAGGCACAAUAAUUGAAAAAACUUGCUUGAUAGCCUUCCUCACUGCACACUCGAGAGUGGAUCUCUUAUUUCUAGAUUAAACUGCUUGUUUAACCGAAGGUUUGUUAUUUUCAAAUCUUUGAUGAAACAGUAUCUGAUGUCUGCUGGUAGAAUUUCCUUGUUUUAGAAAGAACCAAAGACCUUCAAGAACGUAUCGGGGUGGCUUGCUUUACUUUAGCAGGAAAAAAAAAGAAAAAAAAACUAGAUUUAAUAGUCAGUGCUCUUAACGUGCUUAGGUAACCAGGAUGUUGGAAGUCUAUCAAUCCAGAGAGCCAGGCGAAAUUUUAAUGAUGUCCAUAUACAGAUCCAGCGGACCUAGUGAACUAACUUUGAUUUAUGAUUUUGGAUUCUAUCUAAUUCACGUUGUUGCUCACUUACAGGUCAUCAAUAAGGUCACUCCUGUACUAGUAGACUUGGCUGAGAUAUCAACACUUGGUGACAACAAGAAGCUUGGCGACAUGAUCGUCUGUGUCCUUCAAGAAUGCAUUCAAACACUGGGAACUGGACAUUCUUCGAUUGGGAGCAACGCCAGGAAACAGAUUGAGGAAGUUACAAAUUCCAAACAGAGGUUAAAAUGGGAAAAGAAGGUGCCAAAGGAGGAUCUUCAUAUAAAGCAGGCUGCCACACUGGUUGUCAAGCUGGAAGGGAAUUCUCUAUUCUCGUCAGGAAAUAUAGCUGGAGCUGCAUUAAAAUACACCGAAGCACUGGCCCUGUGCCCCAUGCGGUCGAAAAAAGAACGAGUUGUUUUGUACAGUAAUAGAGCUCAGUGCCAUCUUCUCCUGCAGCAACCCCUUGCAGCCAUUAGCGAUGCCACUCGGGCAUUGUGUGUCCACAGCCCCCCUAAUCGCCAUGCCAAAAGCCUGUGGAGAAGAGCCCAGGCUUAUGACAUGCUUGGACUGUCCAAGGAGAGCUUGUUGGACGCUAUACUAUUUAUCAACGAGUGUUCCCAGUCAAACGAUCCUGACCUCUCAGUUAAACCGAAUAAAAUUCCAGAUUAUGCCGAACGGAUGGUCAAGAAGCAGAUGCGUGCAGCAUGGUUAUUCAGAGAAGCUGCCGAAAAGCAUGGAGGUGUCCAUUGUAAUAGUGGUGGCGGUGAAGUUUGUGAUCGGGAGGCUGAUGAUUCUGAGUGGGAAACAGCAAGUGAGAGUGACAUUGGGAAUGAUGACAGAGAAGAGAAAAGUAACGAAGUCAAUUAG